Coniophora puteana RWD-64-598 SS2 is the source of this 1556-nucleotide messenger RNA. RefSeq lists its product as uncharacterized. The transcript has 4 exons. Gene Ontology annotation, cellular component: fungal-type vacuole membrane. The record is from RefSeq and is a predicted model, not a curated record. Gene Ontology annotation, biological process: intracellular calcium ion homeostasis; calcium ion transmembrane transport. Gene Ontology annotation, molecular function: calcium:proton antiporter activity. The coding region runs from base 130 to 1377 and encodes 415 amino acids. Lineage: Eukaryota; Fungi; Basidiomycota; Agaricomycetes; Boletales; Coniophoraceae.
CGCAAAAGCAAAGAAACCGAAAAGAAACAACCCCGCUCCGAAAGCCUCCCGAUCUACAACUCCAACGGGCACCUCGUCACCAAGGGCAUCCAGCCCGAAGGCGAGUCCGGGCGCGCCGGCUUCCACCCCAUGCACUUCCUGCGCAUCAUCUUCCGCUCGGGCAACAAAGUCUCGUGCGCGGUCAACCUCCUGUGGCCCGCCGUACCCGCCGCGAUCGCCGUGCACUUCGUGAGCACCGCGGGCGACAACCACGACUACCACCUCGCGACGUUCGUGCUCAACUACAUCGCCAUGGUCCCCGCUGCGAACACGAUCGGCUUCGCGGGCCAGGAGCUCGCGCGGAAGCUGCCCAAGGUUAUUGGUGUCGUGCUCGAGACGGUGUUGGGCGGGAUCGUCGAGAUUGUGCUGUUUAUUGUGCUUAUUAAGCAGGGCGCGGGCAAGAUUCCGGUUAUUAGGGCUGCUAUUCUCGGUUCGGUGCUUGCGAAUUUGCUGUUGUGUCUUGGGCUAUGCUUUGUGGCGGGCGGGGCGAAGCGCGAGGAGCAGGAGUUCCAUCCCGCUGUUAGUGAAGUUGGUAGCGGGCUGAUGCUCGUUGCCGGAAUGGCCUUGGUCGUCCCCACGAUCUUCGUGAGCGCUCUCUCUGCGGACAGCAUACAGGGCGACUUUGCCUCGGAGACACUGAGCAUCAGCCGCGGGACGUCGAUCGUGCUCCUCAUCGCCUUUUUCAUUUACAUGUACUUCCAGCUGAAGACGCACCACGGCCUCUACGACGAGAUCCUCGAGUACGACGAGCUCCGCGACAAGGACGCGCAUAAGGACCGCGUGCGCCCGCACCUGACCCUGUUCGAGUCCAUCGCCGCCCUCGUCAUCUCGAUCACCUGCGUCUCGAUGAUCGCCGUGUUCCUCGUCGAGGAGAUCGACUUCAUCGUCGAAGAGCGCCACGUCAAAGACGCCUUCGUCGGCCUCAUCCUCGUCCCGCUCGUCGAAAAAGCCGCAGAACACCUAACAGCCGUCGACGAAGCCUACGACGACCAGAUGAACUUCGCCCUCUCGCACGUCCUCGGCGCAUCCGUGCAGACCGUGCUCUUCAACACCCCCCUCGUCGUCAUCAUCGGGUGGGGCAUCGGCGUGCCGAUGGACCUCAACUUUGCGAUAUUCGACGCCGUCGUGCUCGUCCUCGCGAUCCUCGUCGUCGGCAGCUUUCUGCGCGACGGGAAGAGUAAUUAUUUGGAGGGCGCGUUGUGUGUGCUUACGUAUGUUAUUAUUGCGAUUUGCGCGUUCUUCUAUCCGAAUCCGGAUAAUGCGGCGGGUGCGGCGGAGGUGGGAGGGGAGGCGGCGGGGGAGGCGGCGGCUGUUCUUGUGCGUGCGUUCAGCGGGUGAGCGGGUGUGGCUGUGACGGAUAGAUAGAUCUAAAAGGAUGGCAUACGGACUGUUGCUUUUCGUCCGCGCUGGCGGGCCAUACCAAAGGAUAUACAUAAUAGUACUACUCAUACCUAACCAUAACAGCGUGUUAUCUCUCAGAACAUUACUUGAAACUGAACCUUGUGGAUCCAUCGUCG